Molecule: messenger RNA, 714 nt
Organism: Penicillium hordei
Lineage: Eukaryota; Fungi; Ascomycota; Eurotiomycetes; Eurotiales; Aspergillaceae
Product: Hly-III-related protein
Exons: 1
Coding region: 1-714 (237 amino acids)
Source: RefSeq, a predicted model, not a curated record
AUGACCAACUCCGAGGUCCACCGUCUGCGCGACUCUGCAGUUAUCGCCAUCAUCGACAUUUUCGGAUUGACAUACUUUUCUCUCUUUAUUCUCCAAUUCCUUCUCUUUCAUUUCCCUUCAUCGCCAGAUGCGAUCAUCAAUUCACUCUCCGUCAUCUCAUUCAGCGGUGGCUGGAUAAUAUGGUACUUGUCAAGUUUGCUUUACCGAACAAUAUUUGCAUUCCAGGGAGAGGAUGCAGCCAACUUGCAAAAGUUUGAGUUCGGGGGAGCUUUGAUACUUAUCUGGGCGUCAACUAUCCCAGCGGUGGUCUUGCUAUUCCCUACUCAGCCUUCCAUCCAACUUGGUUAUUUGUUUGCAUUCACCAUGGUCGCCGUUGGGAACUUGGUAGACUUCUUGGCUUGUGAUCCCGCCAUCACUACGGCACGAAUGAGAUUCCCUUACCAUUGUGUCUCUCUGGGACUGCUUUCGCUUGUUCCAACCAUUCACGCUCUCACCGAGGCACUACCAAGCCCCCCGGUGCUGGCAGUCCAGAUUGGCCAAUUCGUGAUAUGUAAUACUCUCGGUGCUGCAUUCUACAUGGUUCAACCGCUGGAGACUAUAGGUGUAUUUGGGAGCUGGCGGUCUAGCCUCUAUGUAUUGCACUUGGUCUUGGCAUAUACGGCUGUUCGCUAUUCUCGAGCUGUGUUAAAAACGGUACUAGAGUCCUCCCUCUGA